CGCAAUAAACUUGGGAAGAAGAUAUUUUCAGCUCUCAUGGCUGCCAUUCGUUUUCGCGCGGCAAAGCUCCAAAGCAUUCUGAUUCAAUCAACUACCAAACCAUCCAUGUUUGUAAAUUGCAAUGGCGACGAUCUUCCCUUUUCAAUCACGUACAUCUCUUCGAACAUCUCUCAACGCCAUUCGACCUAAUCGCCCUCUCAAGAUCUGCACAAUCCGGUGUCAAGGGGACAAUCCCGCUACCGAUUCGCCGAAGAAUCGAGAAUCUAAGCCCGAGAAUGCGGUGCUGAAGGUCGCUUGGUAUGGCUCCGAGCUCUUGGGGAUCGCCGCUUCAUUUCUCCGUCCGCCGACGGAUGUUGAAACGCCUGUUAGGGCUCAGGAGCUCACGAGAGAUGUGUCCGGUGCAAUUCGUCGCCCUGUGAUUGUGGAAACGAUUAAGAAGGAUUUUGAGCGGUCGUACUUCGUCACAGGGAACCUGACUGUUGAAGCUUAUGAAGAGCAGUGCGAAUUUGCUGAUCCGGCUGGUUCUUUCAAAGGUCUUAGCCGAUUCAAAAGAAACUGUACAAAUUUUGGAUCCCUUGUUGAUAAGUCAAACAUGAAGCUUACCAAAUGGGUGGAUUUUGAGGACAAGGGCAUUGGACAUUGGAAGUUCAGUUGUAUCUUGUCAUUUCCUUGGAGACCAAUUCUAUCUGCAACUGGAUAUACAGAGUAUUAUUUUGAUGCAGGAUCUGGAAAAGUAAGCAGGCAUGUAGAACACUGGAAUGUUCCUAAAAUGGCUUUACUGAACCAAAUUCUGAGACCCACUCGAGCUUGGUUGUGGUUUAAGAAACCAGGUGCUGACUGAUUCUUCUUUCUCAUAAGAACACAGCUUAGAUCAUAAACCUUUUCUUGUCAAUGUUUUAAUUUGAUUUAGAAAUCAUAUUUUGUGGGGUAAUGUAAGGAAAUUAUAUGUAACAGAGAGAUUUUUUCUUUUCUUUUUGUUUAUUAAAGUAUGUGUAAUAGAUAGAGAUUUGUACCGAUGGAACAUGAAAGAAUGAGAUAGCAUACAGCUGGUUGAUUGGUGCGUACCUUUUUCUA
This is a messenger RNA of Cucurbita maxima (winter squash), 1074 nucleotides long. RefSeq lists its product as uncharacterized. NCBI's taxonomy places the organism in Eukaryota, Viridiplantae, Streptophyta, Magnoliopsida, Cucurbitales, Cucurbitaceae. The record is from RefSeq and is a predicted model, not a curated record. The transcript has 5 exons. The coding region runs from base 122 to 841 and encodes 239 amino acids.